AUGGGAGCGGCAGCUCUUCUCUUAUAUCCCGAUCCCGAGCACUACAAUCCGCCAUCACUUGGUCUCAAACCGUUUCCAAGCUCUCAAUACAUGCCUUCCGAUGCCAUUCGACACGACUCUCUCAUCUGGAAUGGAUUGGGAGAUCCGCAAACACCGGGAUAUGCGGCCACUUCUUAUGCACACCGUUUGCCAUUACAGUCACUUCAUUUGCCGAGUAUUCCGGUCCAACCGAUCAGUUUUGAAAACGCAUUGCAAAUCCUGAGUAGACUCGACGGAAGCAAAGCUCCCAAAGCGUGGAAUAACGGGUCGAAUACAACAUACAAUUUAGGGCCCGGUUUUCGCAAUGACGGCAACUCUAAUAUAACACUGCAUUUGAAAAUAAGUAAUCAAUUGGUGAAUAAAACCAUAUACAACGUGAUCGGAUCCAUACGGGGUAGGGUAGAGCCCGAUCGGUAUGUGAUUGUGGGUAACCAUAGAGACGCCUGGUUUAACGGUGCAAUCGAUUCUGCGGCCGGAACCGCAGCUUUUCUCGAGUUGUCUCGAGUUUUUGGUGAUUUGCUUACUGACGGAUGGCGUCCGCGACGGUCUAUAAUCUUCUGCAGUUGGGGCGCAGAAGAGUUCAAUCUAAUCGGUUCCACCGAAUGGAUCGAAGAGAAUAUGAAGAUAUUGCACGGAAGAGCCAUCGCUUACAUUAACUCCGAUAUUGUGGUCAUUGGGAACGGGAGUCUUAGUGUCGCCGCUUCUCCUCUCUUAUAUCACACGAUAUUUAACGCCUCGAAAGAAGUGCCGAAUCCUAACGAAGAAGAAGGCGCCAAAACAGUGUACGACAAGUGGCUCAUCAGUUAUCCACUGAUGAGGAACUCUUCGGGAAUGAUAUCAGUGAAGCGAAACGCUUUUGACUCUUCCUUCGACGUCGACAACGAUUUAUUUAACGCUAACCAACACUUCGCCGGAGAGCCCAACGAAUCGGGUUCUCUGCUCCAGACAUACAUGGAGUCGGCGGCCCUUCAGACCCGACCCAAAGUGCGUCAGUUAGACAUGCGGUCGUCUUACGCGCCGUUCUUCACUGUGGCCGGCAUUCCUGCGCUUGACAUCACUUACACCAAUGUUAACGACAUUAAGAGUGACGCCAAUCAAAUCAAUUCAAUGAGUAAUCCAUUAUUACAUACAAAAUACGACACGUUUGAAGUGAUCGACAAAUUCAUUGAUCCCCAGUUUAAAUACCACAAAGCGGUGACACAAGUGUUGGGCGAAAUUAUUAGAGAUAUCGCCGACUCUCUAUUCAUACCAUUCAAUCUCUUAGAUUACGCACAGGUUCUCAAAGACCUUUACAUAACGCUUCACAUCCACACCGAGUCUAUACUGGCAAACAAUGGCAUUAAAAUCGAACUGUUGGACUCCGCCAUUAAAAACUUUACAUCCGCUGCCAUUAGAUUUCACUUAAAUCAGGAUAAAAUCGAUUUCACAGAUCCGAUGGCCAUCAGACGAGUGAACGAUCAGUUGAUGCUAAUCGAGCGGACAUUCCUCGACCCGAACGGAUUGCCCCGAAAUAUGAUGAAACGGCAUAUUAUUCUGUCUCCGAGUGAAACAGACCCUCCAUAUGAUGAGAUGUUCCCGGGAUUGAUGGAUGAGUUCAGUAUUUUGUUACACCAAACGGGAAACUCCAACGUUAAGAGCUGGACGUGGGAUGUGAUCAGAGCUCACUUCUCAAUCAUUGUGUCCACUAUUCAAAGCGCAGCGCAAGCUAUAAGCGAUGUCAUCUAAUAAUUGUAAAUUGGGAUGAUUUUUACAUAUAGAUUAAUAAUUAACGAAUCAGAUUAGAGUCAUUUGUAAAAUUAUAUAUAAGACAUUAAUUACCGGUAUUUAUGAUGUGAUUAAAAGCAGCUAUUCUUCUGUAGGUGUGG
Molecule: messenger RNA, 1904 nt
Organism: Medioppia subpectinata
Lineage: Eukaryota; Metazoa; Arthropoda; Arachnida; Sarcoptiformes; Oppiidae
Source: the annotation of a GenBank genome assembly